AUGUACGGAGACAUCUACAGCCGCGCCGCCGGUCGCUCUCGGGGCGCGCAACGCUUCGAUGAGUACUACCGCUGCUACCCCCUUGUCAUGGCGCCCGGUGCCGAACGACCUGAACUCAACUACGGCUCCAAGAUUCUGCUCCCGCCUUCCGCUCUCGACAAGGUUUCGCGACUACACGUCCAAUGGCCCAUCAUGCUAGAGCUUAUCAACGGCUCGCAGGGCACCCACACACACGCCGGUGUUCUGGAGUUCGUGGCUGAGGAGGGCAGGGCCUACAUCCCGCAGUGGAUGAUGCAGACACUCAAGCUCGACGUGGGCGACAUGAUCCAGAUCAAGACGACAUCUCUCGAGCUUGCCAGGCUUGUAAAGCUCCAACCGCAAUCGGUCAACUUCCUCGACAUCAGCGACCCUCGUGCCGUCCUCGAGAAGGCCUUCCGGAACUUUGCGGCGCUGACCAAGGGCGACGUUUUCAACUUUGAGUACAACGAUGAGAUCUACGAAAUGGCGGUACUGGACGUCAAGCCGGAGACGGCCAAGAUGGGUGUCUGCAUGAUCGAGACAGAUGUCAGCGUCGAUUUUGCGCCGCCAGUUGGCUACGUCGAGCCUUCGCGACAGACACAAGGCAGUGGUACCAGCACACCACGCAACGGAAGGGCUGUUGGCGGAGGACUUCCGGCGGGCGGUCUUUUGCACAACCAGGGAACCAUGGCUCAGGCCAUCAACUACGAUGCCAUCGCACCAGGAGCCACCACCACGUCGGUGGGCAACUUCCAAGGCGAGGGUCUGCGGCUGGCGGCGAAGAAGGGUAGUAAGACGGGAACACCGAAGCCGGCGACGCCGGUGGCGGGUACUUCGACCAACGUUAAGGACGUGGUGCUGCCCAGGAGGAAAAACAACAACGGCCCGUUGCCGUUGCGUCUGCCGCCCAACAAGCUCUUUUUGGGAUACGAGAUCAAGCCUGUCAAGACUGCCGCAGAUAAGGAGAGGGAGGCGGCCGCGGCGAAGCAGCCGCACUUUGCGGGCCAGGGACAGACGCUCCGGGGAGGAGUCCCGAAGAAGAAGAGCAGCGAUGGUGACGAUAAGGCGGUGCAAGCUGAGAAGCAGCCGACAGAGAGCAAGGGAAGGCGACUUGACGGCAGGAAUGUCUAG
Neurospora tetrasperma FGSC 2508 is the source of this 1149-nucleotide messenger RNA. RefSeq lists its product as uncharacterized. Gene Ontology annotation, cellular component: VCP-NPL4-UFD1 AAA ATPase complex. The transcript has 2 exons. The record is from RefSeq and is a predicted model, not a curated record. Gene Ontology annotation, molecular function: polyubiquitin modification-dependent protein binding. Bases 1 to 1149 code for a protein of 382 amino acids. Lineage: Eukaryota; Fungi; Ascomycota; Sordariomycetes; Sordariales; Sordariaceae.